AUUGUAGUUUGGCGCUCCUUCGCCCACUCGCUCGCCUCAGAUUCGUCCGACUAACCCAGCCCCUACAUAUUCCUCUAAUUUGCUUCCCUCGCUUGGCGCACACUGCACAUUGCACACCGCACACUGGACUCUGUCCUCCACCCUGCUCUCCAUGACCGCUCCUCUUCCCUUCCCUGUGCCACUGCCAACAUCCUUUACUUCCUCAUCCAGCAUCGACCAUUCCUUCCCAAGCCCCGCAAGCACAACCACAAUCUCAACCACCGCCACCGUCUUCACCAUUCCAUCCUCAAGAUCUCGCCAUGCUUCCGAAUCGCGCAUGUUCGAACCAAUCCCCCCCUCCAACCUACUAAAGAUCUACAAGGGAUGCUCCAAUUGCCGCACACAAAAGAUAAAGUGCAACGGCCAGGAACCCUGCUCGAGAUGUCGUGCAUUCGGCCUGCAAUGCCAGUACAUCGUCCUCCCCAACCAGGCUGCUCAUAGACUCGCGGCACUAGCCGCCGCCCCCAGCUCUUCAGCAAUACCCGCUGGACCAUCAUCUAAUCUUUCUAUACCACCCUCAGCCGCAAACUCACCAAGUUCAUCCUCAGCAUCAACAUCAUCAGCAGCAUCUUCACGGGCGCGCUCUACAAGUAAGUUUCUUUAUCAACACUCCCAUCGAUUACAUACUGGAUCCGAAUUCUGGAUGCCUCGAUGUCCUUGGACGGCGGGUAUCAUGAGCAAUCGUCGAUCAAUACAACGGGCGUGAUCAAGUGGCAAUUGAGAAGACAUCUCAUGUUUUUACUUCCUCUACACUCUCCUGCUACAACGAUGGCAACAACAGAACCCUUUUUUCUAUUUCUCCUCCCUUGCCCUCGCUCUGAGUUCUGCAAGGUGUGCAGGCGUGCAUGGCAGUCAAACGCUGAGCCCCCAGAUUCCCAUGCCGCACCUCGUCUGCCUUUUUUUUUU
Gamsiella multidivaricata is the source of this 945-nucleotide messenger RNA. RefSeq lists its product as uncharacterized. Gene Ontology annotation, molecular function: DNA-binding transcription factor activity, RNA polymerase II-specific; zinc ion binding. Bases 152 to 745 code for a protein of 197 amino acids. The record is from RefSeq and is a predicted model, not a curated record. The transcript has a single exon. NCBI's taxonomy places the organism in Eukaryota, Fungi, Mortierellomycota, Mortierellomycetes, Mortierellales, Mortierellaceae. Gene Ontology annotation, biological process: regulation of DNA-templated transcription.